AUGCGCUGCGCGGCCUGCGGAAGGACGGCAAAGACGCAGUGCGGGCGAUGUAAGAAAGAAGCUUAUUGUGACAGGGACUGCCAGGCGCAGCACUGGAAAGUCCACAAGGCUGUCUGCAAACCGCCGAGGCGCCCAGAGGUCCCCCUCUGCGGCGAGGGCUUCCGUGCUUGGCUCGCACGGUCCAACUGGCAGCAGGGCUCCGGCUGCCUCGAGGAGCCUGGCGUGGGCAUCACCAACUGGAGCAACAACUGCUACCUCAGUGCCGUCUCCCAGUGCCUGCUGCAAACACCGAUGCUUCGACACCACUUGCGGGAAACCUGUUUGGAGCCUCCCGAGGAUCCUUGGCUUGCCGAGCUCCUUGGGCUCUGUCGCCUCAUCGACGGAGCCAAGCGCAAAGGAGCACGUUACGUCGACCUUCCACGCCGCCUUACAAGGCUCAUCACAGAAGCAUCUGAGGAGUUCGCCUUUGGCCGGCAAGCUGAUGCUCACGAAGCUUUGAUGCUGCUUAUCUCGCGCUGGCUUGCCGGCUGCGUAAAGGUGGGCGAUGGAUCGGGAGCUGACUGUUCGAAGCUCGGGUAUUCCGAGAAGGAGCAGCUUGAGGCAAGCAGCAUGAUUGGCCAUGUCUUUGGCAUGCUCAUGGGUUCCAGAGUGGCGUGCAAAUCUUGCACCUAUGAGUCUUUGGUGACCCGGGUCGAGUAUUGCUUGUGCCUCACGGUCACUCUGGGCAUGACGGACGAAGAGCUGCAGAAGUGCCGACAGGAGAGCGCUCAGCAGCUGAAUCGUUGGUGCCUCCGUCGGCCGCUGCAAGGUCCCCGGUCAGACUCUUCUGCAAGCCCGACGUCCCUGUCAAAGCUGCUAGACGAGUACACCAAAGAGGAGGACAUAGCUGACUUCAAAUGCGAGAAGUGUAAGAAGCGAGGUGCGAGCCGUACCUCCUUCGUGCGCCGAAGGCCCAAUGCCUUGGUGGUCUACAUUGACCGCCGGCAGGACACGAAUUUAUUCGGGAAGAUCAAUAGAAGGCGGGGAUUCCUUAAGUCUUGGUGA
This is a messenger RNA of Symbiodinium pilosum, 1044 nucleotides long. The record is from the annotation of a GenBank genome assembly. Lineage: Eukaryota; Dinophyceae; Suessiales; Symbiodiniaceae.